Molecule: messenger RNA, 1074 nt
Organism: Paecilomyces variotii
Lineage: Eukaryota; Fungi; Ascomycota; Eurotiomycetes; Eurotiales; Thermoascaceae
Product: putative plasma membrane low affinity zinc ion transporter
Exons: 1
Coding region: 1-1074 (357 amino acids)
Biological process (GO): zinc ion import across plasma membrane
Cellular component (GO): plasma membrane
Molecular function (GO): low-affinity zinc ion transmembrane transporter activity
Source: RefSeq, a predicted model, not a curated record
AUGAGCCUCAUCAGCACCCUGAUCGCUCGCGACGGCGACCAGGCUGUCCCACAAUGUGACACGGGCAACGAAUACGAUGGCCGCAUGGGUCUGCGGAUAUCAUCCAUCUUCGUCAUCAUGGUCGGAUCGAUGUUUGGUGCAGUCUUCCCGGUCCUUGCACGGAACUUGGGUGGCUCAGGCAUUCCCGGAUGGGUCUUUUUCAUUGCAAAGUAUUUUGGCUCCGGGGUCAUCGUCGCAACGGCCUUCAUUCAUCUACUAGCGCCGGCGGAAGAGGCGUUGACAAACGAGUGUCUGACUGGCCCGAUCACAGAAUACAGCUGGGUGGAGGGAAUCAUUCUCAUGACAAUCGUUGUCCUAUUCUUCGUCGAAUUGAUGGUGAUGCGCUAUGGUAAUUUUGGUCACGGCCAUGCUCACGAGCAUGACGAUGAUCAACCCCGCCAGGAUCUGGAAGCCGCAAGUGAGCCUCAUCUGAGUGUGGUGAAUGACCCCAAAGGCAAUGUACCGGGUGAGGAUCACUUGAGCCAUUCGCGGGAGCACCACGAUGCAGAGAUGAACGAGAAGGGUCCGACUGCAUUGGAAGACUAUGUGGCGCAAAUGACCGCCAUCUUCAUCCUGGAGUUCGGUAUCAUCUUCCAUUCGGUAUUCAUUGGCCUGACGCUGGCUGUCUCGGGCGAAGAAUUCACGACACUGUACAUCGUCCUGGUCUUUCACCAGACUUUCGAGGGUCUGGGUCUGGGUUCCCGCCUCGCAACGAUCCCUUGGCCGAAGUCGAAGAGAUUUACCCCGUACAUCAUGGGUAUCGCGUUCGGCUUGACAACCCCCAUCGCCAUUGCCGUUGGCCUGGGCGUGCGCAACGCUUAUCCACCAGAGGGCCGCACGACCCUGAUCGUUAACGGUGUCUUCGAUUCCAUCUCAGCAGGGAUCCUCAUCUAUACCGCGCUCGUGGAGCUUAUGGCACACGAAUUCAUGUUCAGCACGGCCAUGCGGAAAGCCCCAAUCACCACCGUUUUAUCCGCGUUCGGUUUGCUCUGCUUGGGUGCAUUGCUUAUGGCGUUGCUCGGAAAAUGGGCUUAA